Molecule: messenger RNA, 888 nt
Organism: Parnassius apollo (apollo)
Lineage: Eukaryota; Metazoa; Arthropoda; Insecta; Lepidoptera; Papilionidae
Source: the annotation of a GenBank genome assembly
AUGGAGGCGAACGGCUGGAAUAAAAGCCAAGCCAUGACUGCACUCACCCUAGGCCUGCGCGACCAAGCCUUAACUGUGUUGGAAGCUCUCGGUAAGAAAGUGACCUAUGAGCAGCUUCUUGAGGCCUUGGAAGCGAGAUAUGGCGACGCUCAUCUGGAACAUGUCUUUCGCGCGCAGCUUAAAGAUCGUGUGCAGCGCAUCAACGAAAACCUGCAGCAGUGGGCUCUAGAGGUGGAGAAGCUGGUGCGAAAAGCAUACCGGUCUGUACCUGCGCUCAUAGAAGGGAACCUGGUGCAGACAUUCAUCGACAGCAUCCGUGACCUGGAAGUCAGAGCUGCUGUGAGGCUCGGGCACCACGAGACGCUUAAGAACGCCUUGGCCCAUGCACUGGAGGUGGAAGCCGUGCGGCAGGAUCAUCGUUCCCAUCGCGUCAGGGAGGUUGCAGCAGCUACAGUUCGCGACCGCAACAAAGGAUACAGCCCAAGGUGCUAUGGCUGUGGGCAAAAGGGCCAUCUUCGAUCCAGCUGCCCUAAGCGAACCGUGGAAAGGAGAGUUGAUCGAUCUCGAGAGGGUCGUGCAGCUAACGGCACCGCCUGGCGGUGGCAGGAUCGUCGUUCCCCUAGCGCUAGGGUGGUUGCCGCAGUUACGGUUCGCGACCACAAUAAAGGAUACAGCCCCAGGUGCUAUGGUUGUGGGGAAAGGGGCCAUAUUCGGUCCAGCUGCCCCAAGCACACCCUAGGAAGGGAAGGUCGUCCGUCGUCGUCGUCCGAAGUCGUCCAUGUGGAUCGCCUAGCGCGUUAUUAUGGGGCCGAUAAUGCUCGGGACGAGCAUGUCUUAGGAGGGGGCAGUGUUACGCGCUCAAAUCGACAAUACACUAGCGCCAUCUAG